Molecule: messenger RNA, 660 nt
Organism: Myotis myotis
Lineage: Eukaryota; Metazoa; Chordata; Mammalia; Chiroptera; Vespertilionidae
Gene: DRC12
Product: coiled-coil domain containing 153
Exons: 6
Coding region: 1-660 (219 amino acids)
Source: RefSeq, a predicted model, not a curated record
AUGCCACCUAAGACCAAAAAGGAAAGGAUGAAAGCCGGAGCGCGGACGAAGAAAAGGAGUGCCGGCCCUGGUGUGGAGGCGGAAUCCGCUGGCGGGCUGGCAGCGCUGGAGAAGGAGCUGCUCCGAGGCCACCUCGCUCUGCGGAGGGGUGAGGCCCGGCGAGCCAGGGCUUCAGAAGACCAGCUGAGGCAGAGACUGCAAGGGCUGGAGGCUGAGCUGGAGGAGGCCCGAAGGGAAGGGAAGGCCGUCUAUGCAGAGAUGCGUCGCCAGUGCCAGGCGCUCAGGGCGGAAGUGGAGGCUGGCGGCAGGCAGCGGGAGGAAGAAGACAGAGGCCUUCGGGAGCAGCUCGAGAUGCGCCGGGCAGAGACUGCAGCUGCGCAGGGAGUGGCCAAGCAGGCCCUCAGGGAGCGGGACGAGACUCGGGCUCAGCUCCAGACCCACGUGUCAGAUGUGGAGGCCAAGUGUGAGGAAAUCUUACAGGGCAGCCUGGACCAGCUCCUGGCUAAGCUGAGAGCCCUUGAGCCUCGGUGGGGUGGCGUGGGGCUGAGACUCCACGCCAGGCACCAGGAGCAGCUCUGGCAGCUUGGACUCAACCCCCUGGACCUGUGCAAACAGCCUCCGGGGCCUCUGGAGCCCAGCAAGAAAGCCGCCUUGAUGUAG